Molecule: messenger RNA, 2073 nt
Organism: Folsomia candida
Lineage: Eukaryota; Metazoa; Arthropoda; Collembola; Entomobryomorpha; Isotomidae
Product: adenylate kinase isoenzyme 5
Exons: 9
Coding region: 99-1760 (553 amino acids)
Biological process (GO): nucleobase-containing compound metabolic process
Cellular component (GO): cytoplasm
Molecular function (GO): AMP kinase activity; ATP binding
Source: RefSeq, a predicted model, not a curated record
GGACACACGCAGGACAUGGGAAGGGAAAGAGGAACAAGCACACUGCUCAGCAUACCGUCACCGAUAUCAUUGCUAUCACCAUUAGUAUCUUUCGGACUAUGGGCGUCUGCAUGGGAAAAGACACGUCAGCAAUAACUUCCGACCUGUUGGACCCCGACGGGAGGUUUGUUUCGAGUAAGGGUGCGGAUGGCUCUGGCGGUGGUGUGGGGUCGACCAAGCUGAACAAUAAUGACGGGAUGAGGAACGGUGGGGUUGGUGGGGACGAGAAGAUAUCGCCGCCUAGAACGCCCAUCAUAUUCGUGCUUGGGGGUCCUGGGUCGGGGAAGAUUACGCAUUGUGACCGCGUCGUGCAGGAAAGGUCGGGCCUCGCUCAUAUCAACAUGACGGACCUCAUCCAACAACAUAUCGUCGGAAAUGGCCUCAACGAUUUUAGCCUCAUCCCACCCUCCAAUUUGAUAGAAGUAUUACAAAUGGAAAUUAAGAUGGCGGUGAAUGCGAGAGGAUAUCUGAUAAGCGGUUAUCCUCGGAGUAUGCGGGAUGUGGUGGAGUAUCAAAAUAAGCUUCAACGUAUCGAUGCCGUAAUUCUGUUGAAUUGGCAUAUUCGAAUUUUGGAGAAGCAAAUCGAAUACGGGUCUCAGUUGGGGGACACUGUUCUUCAACUGGCGAGAAUGGAGUUGAAAAAUUACUCGAAAAAUGUGUUGUCGGUGGCCGAGUACUUUGACCAACUGGACAAGCUGACCGUGGUGGACGGAGAAAGGCAGCCGACAGAGGUGUACGACGACUUUCUGGCGGCCGUUGAUGCCUCCCUUGCUGCGAUUCCGGCCGGUGGGUACAACAAAGGUGGCGGUGCUGGGAACAAGAGGCAGAACGGAGUGGGUGGGAAGAGUCUCAUUUCCGGAGCGGAUGUCCCAGCUCGUGCUGCGAGGGGGAUUGCUCAGCAAAUCUCGGUCGGACAAAAGGUGAUCUGGAUAAUUGGGGGUCCUGGUUCCAACAAGUCUCUCCUGUCCUCCACCUCCGUCCGCCUGCACCACUCAGGUCGGUGGGAGUGGAUCAGUGUGGGGGAUGAGCUCAGAAACAUCGUGGCCGUGGCCGGGGGAAGCACGAGCAAUGGUCACGCGGGGGGAAAGUCUCACCAGACCAAGAACCACCAAGUGCCCAACUUCCUUUCCCCCGACCAGAUCGUGGCUGUGAGGAACGCCCUCGUGAAAGGGGAGCUCGUCCGGGACGACAUUGUCCUCGCCCUCAUUCGUGACGCCAUGUCGAAGGCAAAAUCGAAAAAGUGUUUCGUACUCGACGGCUUCCCGAGAACGCUGAAGCAGGUGGAAGGCUUCCGUGACAUGUUUCCCGGCGUAUCGCCACCUCCACCCUGCAUUCUCGUGGACUGUUCGGAAGUCGAGCUAGGUCGGAGUUUGGGUCAGAGGGCGAACAACCGAUUAUCUCAGCACAGAGAGGACGACCUCAAUUCGGCCGCGGUCAAGAAACGUCUCCAACUUUAUAGAACCGUGACGCUACCGACAUUAAAGGUUUUGGAUGACCAGCAUCGACUCCAUAUUAUUGACGGUGACCUGGAGGACAAGGGCAGGAUCGUGGAAGAAUUUAAUGAGACGUUAGGCUCAAUAAUUGACAGUUAUGAUGAUGACCGUGAUGAACAGAAUAAGCGGACAAACAACCGACUGGGCGUGGCCCCACUGGAAAAAAGGAAACCAUCCACGGACACGAUUAACGGAAUGUAUAACGAAGUUCAGCAAAAUUCUGAGUGAUAGUUUUGGUCAAAAUUGUGAUGCAGGUCGUCCCGGUGGAUAUGUAACAAAAUGUGCAAAAUUUCAGUACUUUAUAAUUUGUACGUUAACUAAAUAUUUACACUAAUUAAGUGGUGGUGAAAGUCUCUCCAUUUAAUGAAAUGAAAUGUUGUACCUUUUUCCAUUUGUUCUUCUCUCUCUCACUUGUAAUAAGUACUUGUAUGAAAAUAUGCAAAUGGUUGGAUCGGAACGAGUGAGUUUGUAUUUUAUGAGUAUAUGCAUAAAUAAUUGUAAAUAUUUAUGGUUAAGAAAAUAAAGGGGAAUGUAUUUUUUA